Messenger RNA from Rotaria sp. Silwood1, 2067 nucleotides. NCBI's taxonomy places the organism in Eukaryota, Metazoa, Rotifera, Eurotatoria, Philodinida, Philodinidae. The record is from the annotation of a GenBank genome assembly.
AUGUCACCAUUAAAUUUUGGUUAUGGUUCGUUUGCAACAUUUCUUUUAUUUGCUAUCUGUAUAUCAACGAUUGUUUGGAUUUUAACUCUUAUAAUUUAUGUAUUAAUUACUAUUAUUAGUUUUAUAUGGAAAAAAUCUUCUUUUAUUCGUCAACAAUUAUCUUCUGGUAUAGUUUCAUUUUUUAUUGGAAGUUUUCUAACAUAUCCAUUAUUAAUGUUAAUAAUCGUAAUGAUAUCAAAUUUUUCAUUUGUUAGUUUUGGACUAGGAAUUGCACUUUCAUUAAGUCAUACAAUAUUCAUUGGUGGUAUUACAACAACAAUUCUUUAUCGUUCAAAAUUAUUAAAAGUUAUUUCUUGUUUAUUAUCUGCUAUUGGAUGUAUAGGAGUCAUUUUAAUCCUAUGGUUUUAUUUAAUAGAUGGUUAUAAUAUGAAAAUAGAAGUUAUGAUAUCAUCAGAAAGAUUUCCAAAUAAUAUAACAAAUGAUCCAUCAUUAAAUGGAAAUUAUUCUUAUUCAUUUCUUACAUAUGGAAGUGGUUUUGAUGAACGAAUUGAUUAUGGAAUAAAAGCAUUAAUAAAAACACCAACAAUUGAUUUGUCUUCAAUAAUUAAAAUAUCAUCAUUUAAUAAAAAAGCAUUUAAAUAUAAUGAAUCUGCUCUUCCUCUUAACGGUAGAAUAUGGUAUCCAACAAAUAAUACUGGUCCAUAUUCUGUAGUUCUAAUGGUACAUGGCAAUCAUAUGUCUACAGAUUCAAGUGAAAUUGGCUAUGAAUAUUUAGGUACAAUGCUUGCUAGUCAAGGCUUUAUUGCUGUAUCGAUUGAUGAAAAUUUUUUAAAUCUUGCUCCAUCUCUUUCUUCAACAGAAUAUGGUAGAAUGUCGAAAAUAAAACAAUAUGAUGUUGGUGGUAGUAGCAAACCGGAAUUCAUUGCUAGAGCAAUUAUUAUAUUAGAAACAUUGAAACAAUUACGAUUAUGGAAUAAACAAAAAACAAAUCAAUUUUAUAAUAAAUUAGAUUUAUCCAAUAUUGGUUUAAUGGGUCAUUCACGUGGUGGUGAAGCAAUAGUGAUUGCAUAUGUAUUAAAUAAAUUAAAAGUGUUACCUGAUUAUCCAACAAAUAUUUCAUUCAAUGAUUAUAAUUUUGGAAUAAAAGCAUUAUUUUCCGUUAGUGGUACAGAUUAUGGUUAUAUACCAUUAGGACAUAGUCUUGCAUUUCAUGAUGUAACUAUGUUUGGUAUUCAUGGUAUAUAUGAUGGAGAUGUACAAUCAUUUUUAUUUCAAGGUAAAUUAACAAAUUUAAGAUUUACAUCCAAUAGUAGUAAUUAUAAUUUUAAAGCAUCAUUAUAUGUAUAUCAAGCGAAUCAUGGACAAUUUAAUACAAAUUGGGGACGAUAUGAUGUAAUUCCUGGUUUAAAUCAGUUUAUAAAUGUUCGUCCAAUUAUGAAAACUGAACAACAGCAACAUAUAUGUAAAAUAUAUAUGGCUGCUUUAAUGAAUGUUGUUCUUAAGAAUCAAACACAAUAUCGCAUAUUAUUUGAAGAUUAUCGUUCUGGAUUGUCUUAUUUACCAUAUACGAAUUAUAUAUCUACAUUUCAAGAUUCCAAUGAAACAGUCAUUGCUGAUUUUGAAAAUUAUGAUAUUACAGUAGGAACAAUGAUUGGUUCGUCAAUGAAUGCUACUAAUUUAAUAUUAUGGGGUUCUGUUUAUGUACAAGUUUAUCAUUCAGCAAUGUUAAUCUUACAACCAAUUGAAAACUUAGUUGGUAAAUAUACAAUUAAUUUGCAAAAUGCAAUCAAUGGAUCUGAUGUAAGGUUUAUGAUUGGUCGUACACCUGAAGGACUAAUAAAUAAUUUAACAGUACUCCUUUGGUAUGAAAAUGGAACAUAUGAUUCAUUUGUAGUACAUGUACUUCCAGCUCUUAGCAAACAAAUAUUUAAGAUAAGUUCAUUAGAAUAUGUAACUGCUGUACAAACAAUUUCACUUCCAUUAUUACAUCCUAUUAUUGGUUUAGAAUUUGUAGUCAAUGGAACGAAUGCCCAAUUUUUAAUAGAUAAUAUAGUUAUUGUAAACUGA